AUGAAGACCUGCGGUUUUCGCCAUUCGGAAGAGGAGACUUGGAUGCAUGUUUUCAUACCCAAUACUAUUUUCAGACGAAGUGUAUCGAAGUUCAUAUCCUUUAUAUGCCAUCUUUCUCUGGUCGAUAUUGUUAAACCAAUAACCUUGGAUGAUGAAGAUUCAAAUACUAGCCAGAAUCCAGAAUAUGAAAAUCACUUCAAGUUAACAGACGAUGGUCUACUCUCAACAAGUAAUCAUCCAUCAAAAACACGUGAUUUAAUUCGUUUUGCAUUAGGCCCAAUUAUGGAAAACUCAUCGAGAUAUCUUCCCGGUGUAAUUCAAAAUGGUUAUACGAAUGGCACUGGAUUCGAGCAAGCAUUUCGUGCUAGUUUAUUUGCCUAUCUGCAGUGA
Messenger RNA from Didymodactylos carnosus, 390 nucleotides. Lineage: Eukaryota; Metazoa; Rotifera; Eurotatoria; Philodinida; Philodinidae. The record is from the annotation of a GenBank genome assembly.